AUGUCGCCUUCUACCGCCGCCACCACUGCCCAGGUCUUUGACAACGGCGUCAUCAAGCAAGCGAGCUCAAAACCGGCGACAAGUUCUCGAGGUCGCCUCGGGAUCGAAACAGCGCGUCUAGCACUUCUCGGAAACCUACCCGAGUCUCCCUUCGAGCUCAAUGCCACCAAGGCCGAUCACUGGCACGCUGUUUCGUACGCCGCUAUCGCCUCUGCCGGGUACGAUCUGGUGAUCACCACCAAUGUCGUCCAUAUCGCCUCCCCGACUGUUACUUUGGGUGUCAUCCGUGGGUCUGGACAGACUCCGAAGCCUGUUGGACGCUUUAUUCUUCUCUAUGGCGCGUUCAAGAAGAACGGCAAGUUCGGCACUGAAAGGCACGCCCAGGUUGGCCAAUUCCAUGAAAAUUAA
Messenger RNA from Linnemannia hyalina, 408 nucleotides. The record is from the annotation of a GenBank genome assembly. NCBI's taxonomy places the organism in Eukaryota, Fungi, Mortierellomycota, Mortierellomycetes, Mortierellales, Mortierellaceae.